Molecule: messenger RNA, 14972 nt
Organism: Motacilla alba alba
Lineage: Eukaryota; Metazoa; Chordata; Aves; Passeriformes; Motacillidae
Gene: GRB14
Product: growth factor receptor bound protein 14
Exons: 13
Coding region: 13626-14972 (448 amino acids)
Biological process (GO): negative regulation of insulin receptor signaling pathway; insulin receptor signaling pathway
Cellular component (GO): cytoplasm; plasma membrane
Source: RefSeq, a predicted model, not a curated record
GGUUAAAUGAAAACUUCAGGAAAAGCUCAGUUACCUGUUAAAUUAUUUUAUUAAAAUAGAGAUGUUAAUAUUUCUGUAAUUUGGUGAAUUUUUUUCUGUAGUUCAUCAAUGAUUGUAGAAAAUGAGGUUUUGGAAUCUGUGACUUAAGACAUGACUGUUCUUUCACAGAGUGUAUGUGCGGCUCUGCAGAUUUUUCAAUUUAAGUGGAACCAGGGGCAGGCAGGCAGUACUUUAUGUCCUUAAAUGAGAAGUUAAUUUCUUUUUUCUCUUCCUCCCCACCUCCAAUUACUGUCAUCAGUGUUACAGAACAGAGAGUUUUAACAGUCACUGAACAGCUUUUCUGAAGUUCUAUAAUUUUGCCAGGAUAAUGGGAAAAACCUAAAUGGAUGGGGAAGGAGCAGAUGCUGUGUACCUGGAUAUAUGUUAUAUCCAUGUGUGUUUAUCUGUGUAUGGCUGAUGUUACUAUAUUUCUAUAAAGACCUUAAACUGAAGCCAGAGGAAGGUCUGAGUGGGCAGAAAGACCUGGCACUACUGUUCAGACAGAGUUUCCAGUUAAUGGAGACUACUGGUGUCGAAGAUCAGUUUCACUCUUGGAAAGCUUACCUGUCUCAUUCUCUCUUCUCUUCUUGAGACUGGAAAGAGUUCUGACAAGGAACGUCUGUGGGAUUAAGAUUACUCCCUCCUUCACACUCUCUGUUUUGGUGGUCUGCAUGGUCCCUGUUUUAACAGUUUUAAGGGUGAUAUUGGAGGUGUAAGAACUUAACUUUACCGGUUAUUCCGCUUUUAGAUUUGCAUGAAGAAUAUGUCUGGAAGUUGAAGUUUCUUGUAGUUGUAUUAACUUUUCUGAAGCUAACCUGCCACAGCUGUUUCUGUGCACCUGCCAGAGAACUUUGUUAGCCAAGUUGUGGCUAGCACCCUAAGGAGAAACCUUCUCCUCACUUCUGCAGUGAAAAACAUGUAUGUGUCUGGGAAACUGCCCUGACUCCGUCUUGCCGUAUUUAGCAUGUCCACCAUGGUGUCUCUCUAUAAGCUGUGGUGUCUUUCUGGGCUACUUUUAUUGCUUUUAGUACUUAUCCUCCAAUAGCAAUACUAAUCUGAUGCAUUCUGGCCAGUGUGCAUCUGAAUGUUGCUAACGCAGUGGGAUAAAACUGUUCUAGUUUAGUCUUCUUGGGCAUGGUGGAAGCAUUGACUGUCUCUGCACAGGCAGGAAGAACGCUGAAUUGGUAAUAUUAUCUUUCAGAACAAAAGGACUAAAAGUACAUUUUUAAAAAGAUAGUUUCAAUUAGUCGCGUUGCAGGCCUAAAUUGCAAUCAUUGUGGUAAUCUGGGGACUUGAAACUGGGAAGCAAGAUUUAACACACAAAGGUCAACUGCUUUUGUGGCCAGUCGCAUUUAAUGUUACUGACAGGCUUGAUCAGUUAAACCAGCUAAGUGUUAGCUUCAGUCUUCCGGAAGUUGAAGUUCAUAUCUUCACUGACUUUACUUCUGCUUCUUCCUAAAGGUUCAUUUGUACUUCUUGUGAUGGUUUCUGCUCACAGUCCUUCCAUUUCUCCUGGAUUUUUAUUUAAGAAUGUAGUGCUUCUUCUGGUAAAAGCAGGAACAAGAACAACUGGUUUUCUGACAGAAGUGAGCUAACAUAAUGCUGGUGUCUGUUGGAGGGCCUGACCUGUUUUUCAGCUACCGGAAAAAUGGGGAGAAAUAUUCCUGUUACUUUUGUGGAGGCAUUUUAACAAGACUAUGAUUUCUGUCCCCUAGGUGUCUGUUUAUGGCCACUGCCAUAAACAGGAGAAUUUAUAAGGAGAAAUUAUACUAGGCCAAGCAGACCAUUUUUCAGACUCAGUAUGACUGCUGUUACAUUCUUCAUCUGAAAUUAUUAAAGUUAAGCCCAAAUGACGAUAGUAAAAUUAAACUUUUGUCUUUGAAAUUCAGGUUGAAGUCUUCUAAUACGUUAAAAAAAUUACUCAGGUUUGAAAAGAGAGGAAGGCUAAGCAGGUGUGCAAAGAGAUGUGAACUGGCUGUGACUUUGACUUCCCACAGGUGGCUGUGGAAUUGUGCUUGGAAAUAAAUGUUGCUUUUCCACCCCCUGUCCUUAUUUUGUCAACUUUGUAGCAGCUCUGUGUGCAAAUAUGUAUCUGUAUACAAAAAUUUCAUGAAUAUUACUGUUACAUUUUGAUAGUUCACUAACUCUUAAGAGAAACCAGCUACUCUUAAGAAUUUUUUUUUUUGUGCAUAGCGUUGACAGCUGCCAGAAUUCUUUCUCCUCUGAUGAUCUACAUAUGUUUUCAGUGAUUCUUCUUUUAGAUUGCUUGCUUUUGAUUUAGCUUCUUUUUCUUCUGUGUGUUUAAUUUCAAGCAUAGGGUAGGAAAAUUGCAGAGUGAAUUUCUACUUAUGUCUUGUAGGUAACUAUUAUCAAAAUGGGUGUUUCUAAAAGAAAAAAAAAAAGAAAAGAUGCCUCUUCUGUCAUGUUUUUCUCUCCAAAAAAGAUUUUCUGCUUCUGUAGAAGAAAGAAGUUGUCAUGAAUAUCUGCUCUUUUAUUCAUAGCACCUGUGACAUCUGAAAUCUUUCUACUUCUAAAUAGAUUAUUAAUGUUAUUUUGAAUUCUUGUUUUUCUAAGCUGAAAUUCUUACUGUCUUCUAAUGAUUUUUUAUUAUAAGCCUCUCAGAACGUUGAACAUGCUGCUUGAACAGCAUGUUUGUGGGGUUGACUCACUGAAAAUAAGUUUAUAAAAGCAAAUUGGUGAAAGCCACGUAGCAGAAUAGUGAUUUGCCUCUGUGCUUGGGAAGUGGUAUGUCCAUGUGUCUGAACAUUAUUUUGUCUGCCUCACCAACACAGUUGUCCAUCUCUUUUCUCUGCUUGCAGUUUGGAAGAGUUUUGUGUUAUAUCUUUGAAUCACAGAAUCAUUAAGUUUGGAAAAGACUUCCAAGAUUGUUGGGUCCAACCUUUGACUGAACACCAUCAUGUUUGAUUAACCAUAGCACUAAGUGCCAUGUCCAUCAGUGUCUUGAGCACUGCCAGGGAUGGUGACUUUACCGCCUCCCUGGACAGCCUGUUCCAGUGCUUAACAACCCUUUCACCAAAAAAAUGCAGAAAAGCUGGCAGCCCGCAGCUUGGACAAGUGCACACUUCCCUGGGUUGAGAACUAUCUGCAUGGGCAGGCCCAGAGAGUGAUGGUGAAUUGUGCUGCUGCAUCCAGUGGGUGUCUGGUCACUAGAUAUGUCCCCCAGGGAGGAGUGUUGGAUUUUGAUCUGUUGGAGGGCAGGAAGGCCCUGUGGAGGGACCUGGACAGACUGGAUCUAUGGACCAGACCAGCGACAUGAGGUUCAUCAUGACCAGCUGCUGGUCCUGCACUCGGGAUACAGCAACCCCAUUCAGUGCUACAGGCUGGGGGCAGAGUGGCUGGAAAGUGGCCCAGCGAGAAAGGUCCUUGGUGUGCUGGUUGACAGCAGCUGACCACGAGCCAGUGUGUGCCCGGAUGGCCAGGAAGGUCAAGGGCAUCCUGGCCUGUAUCAGGAAUAGUAGUUCCUGCAGGGCCAGGGACUGGUGAGGCCACACCUUGAGUGCUGUGCUCAUUUCUGGGCCCCUCACUUGAUAAAAGGACGUGGAGAUACUGGAGAGUGUCCCGUGAAGGGCAACAAGGCUCAUGAACGGAUUAGAGAAUGUGUCUUGUGAGGAGUGGCUGUGGGAGCUGGCUUUGGUUAGUCAGGAGGAGGCUCAAGAGGGACCUCAUUGCUCUUUACAGCUCCCUGAAAAGAGAUUGGAGUGAGGUAUGGGCUGGUCUCUUCUACAGUGCCUGCAGCGAAAGAACACAUGGACGUGUUGUUAAGCGGAGGCAGGGUAAAUUCAGAUCAGAUAACUGAAAAAUGUUUUUACUGUUAGGGUGGUCAGGCAUCAGAGUAGGUUGCCCAGUGGGGUAGUGCAGUCGCCAUCCCUGUUUCAGAGGCAUCUGCACCUGGUGCUGGGUGACAGUUUAGUGGUUAUGGGGUUACAGUGGUGCUGCCUGGGUUGAUGGUGGAACUGGGUGACUGUAAAGGUAUCUUCCAAACCAGGUGACUCUGAUUCUAUGAAAUGUGUUCAGAUAAACUGAAUUUCAUGUUUCAGGGUGGUAGAAUUUUAUCUGAAUAGGCCAAAAAAACAUCUUUCCCCUCAUGUCCAUCACAGUAUGGUCAGUUUGGUGGAUGGUAGGAAACGUUGCCUUCCUCUGAGGAAUCAAGCAUUGGCUGCUUUUAGGUGGAAUUCAUGAACUUGCAUGGAAAAUAUAAUUGUGCCUCAGAGCUUGUGUUCUCUAAGAAAUUAUAAGGAACUGAAAAUAUAAAACACUGCACUUCUGUCUUUAAUUAUGAUAAAAGUAAAUAUUAGUAGGGAAAAGUAUGAAUUGUAAGGAAACUUAUUCUGUUCUUGUUGUCUUUGGUAAAAUGAACUAAGAAGAGGUUACUGUAGCUUUAUGAAAGCUUAGUUUUUUUGCUUUCUGAAAACAAAACCUGAAUAUUUUCACUGUGGUGUCAGUUCUUGCCCUGCUCAAGGAUAAGCCAAAAAGUGUUUCAUGACAAAAGUAGUUCAAGGUAAUUAGUGCCUUGUUUCUUUAAAUUAAAUUAGAAGUGCAAAAAUAAAACUCAAGUAAAUCUCAAGGUGAAGAAAAUCUGAAAUUUUACCUUGCCUCUUUUGUCUUUCUUGAUGUUCUAAACAAGUAGAUAUUUUUAUCAUGUAGAAUCCAAAUAUACUCCCACAAUGUUCUUUCCAGGAAAUCAGUUGUAUGGAGACCUCAAAUACCUGUGAUUGUAGUGGAAUUGACUUUGCUUUUUGUAUUCAUAAAGAUUUUCAUGUAAAGCUCUUUGACAAAGAAGAGCCAAUAGGAACUUUAUGUUUAAGAGCAAAUUUUUUUUUUAAUGUGUACUGUUCUAAAUUUAUGAAUACUCUUGAGCAUUGACUGUUGUAAUUGGAGCACCAUUUAUUUUUUUUUACAGCUAUAAUUCAGGGUCUUCUAAUGUAUCUGCUUGGACCCUCAUUCUCCAAAACUGCAUUUAAUUCUACUAGCAGACAUACAGGGCUAAGUCGUUGGUACUUAAAUGUUUUCAUGACAUGAAAUAUCUGCGUACUCUUGACUUUCAAACAGUGCAAAACCAAAAAGGGUUUUUUUAAAAAUGCAAUGGUUUGUAAAUUUUCAGUCAAUUUCCAAGGGUUGUGACAUCUUUUCCAACCAAAAGAGGCAUUACUCGAAUUUACUCUGUAAUUCCAGUCUGUGUGUUUCUUACCAGGUUUCCUUUCAAGCUGGAGACAAUUGCAAAUGUCCUCCUUUAUCAGUUCUCAAAUCUUUUCUUCUUUACAGCCUCUAAAGAUAUAUCUGUUUUCCCCAUGGCUUUCCCUGAAAUUACACAAAAAAGACUUAAUAUUUUAAAGUCAGAAGGGAAAGGAAAAAGUCCUUGCAGCCAGUUUAUAGAUUAACAGUAAAAACAUUUUGUACAGAACCGACUUAAAGAGCUCAGCGAAGUCUUGGAUUGAUAUAAGGAUUGCAAAAAGGAAUCAGUUUGUGAUGUUUCUUUUGGUGGUCUGCUCCAGUUCCUGUGCUCUCUUCUUCAUUUAUAUGGUUGUACCUGCCCACCAAGGAAAGAUUUAUUGAUAUUAAAGUAGAUUGGAAUUAUUUAGAGCCCUAUUAAAACUUGCUAUUUUAAUGCAGGUACAUUUGUACUUUGAUCAGUCAUCUUAACACAGUGACAGUCACUUGUCUACAUAGGUAAAAAUCAGGAGGCAAGAUUGAACAGUUUCUUGUUUUAGCAAUCAGGAAUAUUGCCUGGUUUAUACUGGAGGUGCCUUAUCACAAGCUGUCUGAUAUAUCAGCCUGGGGAAACUUCAGAAUAAUCACCUGUUUGCUUCUUUUUGUAUUUUACUUUGUCUUCUUUACAUUGAAAUUAGUUGCUUUCUGUCAAACUUCACAUAAGUGUUUCCUUUCAAUUUGUUACUGUCCAGAAACUUCUCAAACAAAGACUGCAAACAUUAAGACUGUAAACAUUCUAACUGCACAAAAAUAGCAUUUUUCCCCCCAUUCUAAUAGGCAAGAAAACAAGGACACUCUAACUUUUGUGGUUACUAAGAUACUGCCUCUGCAAGCUUUUUGCUUAUUUUGUAACAUCAGGAAGGUGUUAGGGUUUGAGUUUUACAGUUUUUACUUGUAUAAAAUAAAAAAAAAUCAUCACUACUGUCAAAGAUUUUGGUAGACAUUUUGCCAGUGUUUGUCAGAUUGGAAUGGUUUUAACAAUCUUUUGAAUUUUGAUUGUUUUGGAUUCAUCAGCCUAAAAGUCAAACCUGAAGUUGCUUAUCUUUUCUUUUAGGCCAGUUUUCUCAGUACAGGAAACUGCCUCUUCUGUGUUCUUUGGGAAGUUCUAUUUUGAACAAGAAACCUCUGUGAUGUUUCAGUAGAUCUAAUAACUUGUCUAGAAAAACCUCUGUAAAUUUGGAAACCUUGAUUUUUCCAAGAAGUGAACCUUUAAUAUUUAUCUCUUGAAUUCUGCAUUGACUACCUGGUAUUUUGGCCCUGUCAUGUCUCUGUGUCUAGAGCAGAUGAGAAUACAAACAUUAUCAAUUUCUUUGAUAGCUGACAAGUCAAGAGACUUGUCAGUUAAAGCCAGGUGAAACUGCAGGGAACUCUCUUAGGCUGCUGAGUCACUUUUAAUAAUUCAGUUUUAUUGAAUUUGACAUUAAAAGAUUAAACACUCAUGAAUGGAGCUUGAAUCCUCAUAAUUUUUAGAAGAAAAUGAGAUGUGAUAGAUACUAACACAGUUUUUAUUUAUAAUUGCUCCUGGGGAUGGGUGCUUUUAUUUAGGGUGAGACUGGAGAGCUGGAAAGUUUGGAUCACUUUGUAGCCACUCCGUACCUGCUAUAGACAGAUGUGUGAUUAAAGAAAUAUUUUACUGACAGAUCUUUUUUGAGGUUUCUUCUCAGUGAUGGCAUUGUCAGUAAGUGAUGCUGUGUUAAGGAAGGCAUGCAAGAGGUCAGUAUUGUAGCAGCAGAACACUACUGGCAUCUUCCUUCUAUGGGCCAUUGUCUGAACUGUUUUUGAUCAGAACAGAUACCCGUUCCCCUCUGGCUUCCUGGGACACACAGUCUAGAUUAAUCAGAAUGGUUAUUUAUUAUUUAGAAAUAUUCAUAAAAUUAGAUGAAGCCUUAAGUAUUUUUGUGGGAUUUUUUUCUCCAUUUUGUUUUUCCUUAGUGUUCUUUUCUGGUCUUAUAAAACUUCUGUUGUUCUUUUCUGGUCUACUUUUGAUGUCAUUGCCCAGUAUUUUUAAACACCUGUGUUAUAUCAGCUACUGCUAUUUUUAUAUCAUAAACAGUUUAUAGUUGCAUUGAAUGAGACUAGGGUAGUCAACGAUUAAUAGUUAAAUUACUUAAAUUCUACAGGUUUAGUAAACUUGACAACUUAGAUGAUUCUUGAUAAAGGUUUACAUCCCCUUUGAAUGAAAAUGUGUGCAACAAAAGGAGAAAAUACAAGGUACUUUACCAUACAUUUUACAGUACUAAAAAGUGUAUAAGAUGAUUUAAUUUUCAUGUUUUUAUCAUCAUAAAACUUUGUUAUUCUAGUUUUGGGGCAUUAACUGAAGAAUGGAGCUCAAAUUCUGAUCAGUUUUUCCUAGGAGUUUUGGUGCAGUUUGUAGCAUAUCCUUGAAUUACUGCAUUUCUGAUGUUCUUAGAGUUAUUAUCUUUUCAAAUAGGAGCUUGAGAACUAUAGAAACAAGCAGAGGCAUAUUCACAUCCUACUUCUGUGCAUGGAUGUUGACACAAUAAUUAUAAUUUUAUAUUAAAUUUUAUAUUAGAUUUUAUAUUAAAAAAACCCAUGCCUCCGUAUAAGCACCACUGUUGAACCUGGUCAGUUUUUACUAGGUGGAAUUAAUUUGAUCAUCCAUGUAGAAUAGUAUUGAAUAUUUGUGAUUGCUAAAGUAAUUUAAUGCUCUUUAUACAUUCAUAUUUUCCUGUAUCUGUUUACAGUAGAUAACUGAAGACUUACUUGUUCUUUCCCAUGAUAAUUCCAGAGCCACUAAUACAGUAUGGCUGUUCCCUCAUGAUUUUUGCUUCAUGCUCUUUUUAACUCUUUGCAGUGGUAAUCUGUACUCUGUGACAAGUGUAAUUAAGAGAUCAAGCUAGAGUUGUAAUGAAAACUGGAUCAAUUGGAGAUGUUACUGUUAGGACAGGAAAAGAACUCCUCACUUUUUCCAGGUGCCUGUUGAUACCAUGUUUCACUCACUGCUUCGCUCUCUGCUUUCAGUUUCCCUUGCAUAAGAAAAUGUAUAGAAACUGUCAAUAACCCGAGAUCUUUCACCCUUCUUACCACACUGAGUAGUAGAGGACAACUUAUAUCUGUGUCUUAACAUCUGCAGAUCACUUAGAUGAGAGACUUUAGGAUAAUAGCUGUUGGUUGCUGCUUGUAUAGCAGGAACACCAAUGGCCAGGCAGUGGAAGGGCAUCCUCUUAUGGACAAUUCAUGCUGAUCUGGUUUUGUGUGUGUGCAGAGGCAGUAACUGAUACAGCUUCCAGCUGGGGAUUUCAGGGCUCAGAGUUUCCAAACUUUUCUAGUAGUUUCUUAUUCCUAUGAAGAAGAUGGCACUUGUAUCUCUAGCAAGUGGUGAAAUGUGGCAGUGAUAAGUGGGAGAUAACAGUCGACCAAUGCCCAUGUUCUCUGUGUUUGUCUUCAGCAUAUUUAAAGCUGAUACUUCUAAAGGCAUUCACACUUUUAUGACUGCUUUUGAUUUGGGAAUGAACAGAAAGGGAGUAUUUCAAGCCAGAGUAUUUAAGCAUGCCUCUCAUGUUAUAGUCCUGAUGGAGUCACCUCAAAUGGGAAUAUUUUUAAAAAAAUGCUAAUCAGGCCAACAAAAAUCUUUCAAGAAGGACAGUUGUGGGAGGAGAAAUUAAGAGGGAGAAGAAAUUAGACCUCUGCUCUAGUAACAGUGUGAAGUUGCUUUUCUCCUGUUUCAAGUCACAGAACAUUCAUUUGCAGCUAAUCAGCUCAUAUUUUAGCCCAAUAGUGUACAUGAUAUUUUAUACUGAAAUCUCAAGAGAGAAACAUGUAUCAGUUAUCUUAGUUGUGUGCCUGUUCUUCUAAUUAGGAUACUGAUGAGGUGUUCCUGCCUGUUUCUGAUAUGCUUAUACUGCAUACUGGUAGGUCUGUCUUUUAGCUUCUUUGCUUGAUAUUAUAUCCACAGGAAAUCAAUAUACACGAGAUUGUCCUGUGAUCAGAAUGGGAUUUUUCAAUUACUGCAUUCUUGGGCUAUAAAUAGCCUUUUUAUAUUAGUUAUGUUAUGAUAACUCCUGUUACUGAUUACAUUAAGACUUCAUGUUUAUGAACAGCUGCAAGCUCUUGAUAAUGGCACAGAAAUGGUAUCAGCUGUUGAGAAACAGGCUGGAAGUUUGCAAGAAUUUAUUCUCAUAAUUGCUGGAAUUCUCUGCUAUGUAGUGAGAGGGAAGCCCAUGCAAUACGAGGGUUUUCUUAAAUAACUCGGCUGACAGAACUUCGUCAGUGUGCUUUUUUAUCAGGCUUGAACCUAUUGAUCACAAAAAUAGGCAGCUGAAAAGCUUUGCGAGGAGCACGUGUAACAAUGCUUUAAGAUCCCCCCAGUUUGUGAGGAAAACUGGCGAGGAUGGAAAGCUUCAUUCUGUUCCUUGUGGCUCAUACUCAGUGAAUUUCCUAGGCACAUUGUAAUGUCUAUGUUGCUUUACAGGAAAUACAGUCUGUUUUAGUGAAACUGCAUCUGCACCAGUCCUUACUGACCCUCCAGGAGGGUGUACUGUAUGCUCUGUGUGAAGACUAAGACCUGUUAGUUUUCUUUGUGUAAGGGACUGUAUGAGUAGAAAAACAACACCUCAAUCACUUUGAAACCUCUCUUUUGUGGGGUGGUUUUAAAGUAAGUAGUUAUUUGUCGAGUGUAUGUAAAUGUACCCGUCAAAAACCACCCUGUGUGUGUUUCUAUGGUCACAUAUUAAAGGGCUCUUCUGCCAAAGAGACAAAGUCACAGUGCCAGGCAGACAGGAGCUCUCACAAGGAAGGGCAAAUAGCACCAUGAAUAACUUACCUGAUUUACCCUGGUCUUGUGUAAUAAACUACUGCCUUAGCUCAAAGACAAGUACAAAAAAUAGCAUCAAAAUUUUUUAUAAACCUUACUGGAUUUAUGUUAUCUGGAUUUUUCUUUUUUAUCUCCAGAUGCAAAAGCUGAGUCUGAUUUGUUCUUGUUAUGUAUAAAUGCUCACAUUCCUGCAUUAUAUCUGACUGAGCUAGGAAUAGAUCAGCUCUUAUGACUCUGUAUUCAGUGCCUUAAGGACAUCACUGACCUUCCUCUUCUAGCAGGACAUGUCUAUUCCAUAUGUUGUUAUAAAACCCUUAUCGGAGUUACUAAUUUACUAAGGGCAUUUCAAUUCUUGCCCACUCCAUUUAGUCACGCUUUCUUAAGUGGCAAGAAGUAGAAGUGGUUUAUAUUUUGAAGUAUCUAAAAAGUAUCUGCACAAUGUUUUCACAACUGUAUCUGGUAGCUUAGUGACAAAAAUAGGAGUGAAAAGCUGCAUAAACAUAGUCAUUUCAGCAAGUGAGCUGGAUCUGAUUUCCUUCCUGUCUACCAGCACCAGCAAAAUUCCUUGCAGACCUGCCAGGGACAAGUGAAAUCUUUUAUCUAUAGGAAAAAAAAAUAAAGUGGUCAUAUAUGUUUCCCUGAAGGCAUAUUUGGCUUUCACAACCUUUCUGAAUCUCACAUUUAUCAAUAGAACUCCGCUUGACUUUCACGUGGUGAAGUGAUUCUGUGAGGCUUGCACUUAGAAGUUCUGUUUUAUUCCAUUUGUUUUCUUAAAUGUGUUUUUCUGAAAUUUCAAAAAAGAAAAUAUUUCUUAAUGUUAUUUUUAGUACUCUCGGAUGCAACCAUGCUUACUUUCCCUAGUAUACAUAAAUUACAGUAAUAUAUUUUUUAAAACUAAUCAUUAUUUGAAUAUUGGAUUUUUACUACUAAGUCAAAUGCAACACUUAAGUUUUUGGUUACGUUCUGAAUGGGUCUGGUCCGUUCAUCUGAUUGGAAAAGAUACAAUACAGCUAAUUUCACUGAAGAAAAUGAGCCUUUGCUUCACCUUGCAGACAAAUGGGUCAAUUUUAUUCAUAGAGCAAAAAUCUGCACAUGCUUUCAAGAGCCAAGGACCUUCAGUACCCAAGGGUAAGGAAAAAUGGCUUGGGCUAUUUUUGUUUCUUUCCCAGUGAAGUCACUAAUGCAAUGCUGCAAGUUCUACAGCUGCUAUUACCCAAACAUUUUUUCAUAAGAUCCAAGGGAAAAAGAGUAGAGGGAGUUUCUUGUCCUGGUGCUGCAAUUAUAUGAAUGUCUAAUAUUCCUUGAGUAAAACGCCCGUGGGAUUGGGCUCUGGUACCACAAGUUUUUUUCUGGCUCUUAUAGCAAAAUUUUGGAGCUAUGUUAUAGAAUUUUGAAAACAUGCUCCCACAGGAAAGAAAAACUGUGUGCCUGAAAGGUAAAAACCUAAUUGCAAACACUUGACAUUUAUCAUAGCUAUCUCUAGUAGAAAAGGAUGUUAAUUCCAAAUGUUACGUAAUUAACACUUUAAACUUGAUCUCAGAAGUACUUUUUUAUUUUAUCAAAACAAUCAUAAAGGUUUUGGACUGGAGUUGGGCAAAACUAAAAUGAAAUAAAUACCUUAAACCUAAAAGAUUAGUUGCUAUGGCUCUCUUGGUACUAUAAACUGGAUGUAAAAGGAGCCAAAGUUAAAAGUGAACCUUUAUUACAAGGCAAGGAAAUGGGUUGUUUAAUAAUAAUGCUGUAUUUUAAUUGGUUUAUGAUUUUAUUAGAAGCUCUUGUUUUUAAAGCUAGCACUGAGGAUCAAAUGUCUUUCUCUAAAGAAAUUCUCUUUGUGACUUGGCAUAAGUUUCUUAUCAGUUUUUUUCCAUCCUGUGUGUCUCAAUCAAGGACAACAGGUUUUGAAAUUUUAGGAAAAUAUUUAUCUUUACUUCCUAUUCCUUGGCAGUGUUUUAUUACUAUUUGAGAGCUGCUGGUAAAAUGCCAGUGCAAUGCAGGUUUUAGUUUUUUGGAGGGAGUCGUAUUUUUUGUAUUUAUGGUGUUUGCUCCUCUUGUUCAUAACAGAAUUUACUUUAGUAGUACUGAUUUUAGGAUUUGAGAAAGGUGAUUUAGCAUGAAAAGAGAUGCUUUUAAUUCAUAGAUUCUGAAGUAUCUCAGUGGUGCCAGAGACUUGUUAUGUAUUUGCCACCUGGAAAACUCUCAAAUGAGAAAAUCCCAUGAAAAAAAAUUGUUUAUUUUUAACUAGUCAUUGUACAGUUUCUUAAGUCUUGGAAAUGAGAUUCUUUUCUAGAUACUUUGGGAUUAAUACAGAGUGUGCUCAUUUCCACUGGGGAAAAAAGAAAGCCCUAUAAACAUGUUCUAGUGAAAUUUAGAAUGGAUUAUUGUAAUAUUUACCAAGUCAGUCCUGAAUACUUUUAGGACCUACACAUCAGGUGUAUGAUAAAUAAUAUACUUGCAGUGAUUGCCUAUGAAAUAAAGCAGCCUGCAUAUCUGACAUGUUAUUGUUCAAGAAGCUAUGAAUGCUUAAUUCAAAUAAUUUUUUUAUUAUGUCUGCAAUCUUCAGCUGCAAAAAGCAAUGUUUCUGAUAAGAACUGCUUGGUCAAGAGUUAUAAAAGAAAUUCCCAAUAUCACAGUUCUAACAUCUGUUUAAUAAUUUGGUUUACAACAGGAAUAUUGCUUAGUCAUGCUGCAUAAAAGCAGAAAAAAAUUAUGUUAUUAAGUGCAUUAUGAGACCUUUAAAAAGAAUUAAAGCUUGCUUUAUCAUUUAAGCAAUACAAAAUGUUGCCUUUUUUGACAAAGAAGGAAAGAAAAAACCCAGAUUUCCUUUUUCAAACCGUGUUAAUGAAAACAGAUUUUUUUUAAUGCAGAUAUUUGAUACCUAAAGUAGUUAUGUGAAUGGGGGUGAUCAAAAACUUGGGUUCAUAAAACAGUCUUAAAUGUCACUCCUUGUAACAUUUUAUGUGUCACUUUUUCAGGCCUUGGUUGCAUUGGAAAGGUAAUAAUUGAGUUACUUAAAGUGAAAGGGAUGUUUUGCUUCUGCUUUGAAUAAAGGCAGUUAAGAAUCAUAUCAUUAAACUCCAUGGAUUCAUUAAAUCUAUUAUUAUGCUUAGUUACUUCUCUGAAACUCAAAGUUCAGAAGCACUGAAGAAUAUUUUGUUUCCCUGGGAAAAGCCAGAGAAAAAGCCCAAGACUGUAACCAGUCUGUGUGAGGUGUUAGAAUGCAGUCUUUAAUGAUUUGGUUUUGUUUUGACAGUAAAGACAAAGCUCUUAGUGAUAGAAAUGCAUGUUGUUCUGCUUAUUUUUAUAGCCAGAGAUAGUGUGGGCAUUUCCAAGGACAGAACACAAGUUUCCAAGCUCUUUGGUUGGUUGAUUUCUAUUUUGUCCUACCCCAGUGUGUUCUGUCAUUGGCUUUGAGUAGGACUGAAUUCACAUAAAUGGAAUGACAUUUACUAGAGCCUUAGUCUUUGUGCUGACUCUCCAAUAUUUAGGCUAUGAGGAAUUAGGUUUCAAGAAAGAUUGCUAGCUACUUGGUUCUGCUUCGUGUUAUCACCUGGAUGAAGGUUAGCAAGUUCUGUGAAAAGCAGACAUGAAUUUGUCUUCCAGAAGAGUAACAUUGCCUGCAGUUAUGCCAAUAACUCUGCAGAAAAGGGUAAUCAAAGUGUAUAGUGAAGAUGAUACUAGCAGAGCCUUGGAAGUACCAAGUGAUAUAACAGCCAGGGAUGUGUGUCAGCUCUUGAUAUUGAAGAACCACUAUGUUGAUGACCACAGCUGGACUCUCUUUGAACAACUUACCCACACAGGUUUAGGAAGAGCUAUAGAAGACCAUGAAUUAGUGAUGGAAAUCCAGUCAAACUGGGUAAUGGAAGAGGAAACCAAACUGUAUUUUAGAAAAAAUUAUGCAAAGUAUGAGUUUUUUAAAAAUCCACUGAGCUUUUUUCCAGAUCAUAUGAUAUCUUUUCCAAGUGAGACCAAUGCAGCUCUAAGCCACUCUGGGAUUUUACAGAUGUUCCUUAGCUCCAGCACAUAUCCUGAGAUUCAUGGUUAUUUGCAUGCAAAGGAACAGGGGAAAAAAUCAUGGAAAAAAUUGUACUUUCUUUUGAGAAGAUCUGGCCUUUAUUUUUCCACUAAAGGUACAUCUAAGGAGCCAAGGCAUCUGCAGUUUUUCUGUGAAUUCAGCAAUAGUGAUAUGUACAUGUCUUUAACAGGCAAAAAGAUUUCUGGAGCACCAACAAACUAUGGAUUCUGCUUUAAGCCUAACAAAUCAGGAGGAACCAGAGACCUGAAACAGCUCUGUGCAGAUGAUGAACAAAGUAGGACCUGUUGGAUGACAGCAAUUAGGUUACUCAAGUAUGGGAUGCAGCUGUAUCAGAAUUACAUGCAACCAUAUCAAGGUAGAAGUGGCUGCAGCCCUUUGAAUAUAACACCUAUGAGAAGCAUUUCAGAAAAUUCUUUAGUAGCAAUGGAUUUCUCAGGACACAGAAGCAGAAUUAUAGAAAAUCCAACAGAAGCCCUUUCAGUUGCGGUUGAAGAAGGAUUAGCAUGGCGGAGGAGAGGGUGUCUCCGACUCAACUCGCAUGGUAGUCCUAUUGCCAUGUCUAACAUGGCUAUACACAGAUCUCAGUCAUGGUUUCAUCAUAAAAUCUCUAGAGAAGAGGCUCAGAGACUUAUUUUGCAGCAUGGACUUGUAGAUGGGGUAUUCCUGGUACGCGAUAGCCAAAGUAAUCCCAAAACAUUUGUAUUGUCACUGAGUCAUGGAUUAAAAAUAAAACAUUUUCAAAUUGUACCAUUGGAAGAUGAUGGGAAGCUAUUUUAUACCCUCGAUGAUGGUCAUACCAGAUUUACUGAUCUCAUCCAGCUAGUGGAAUUCUAUCAACUUAAUAAAGGAGUGCUGCCUUGCAAGUUAAAACACUAUUGUGCACGGAUUGCUCUUUAA